Molecule: messenger RNA, 3171 nt
Organism: Naegleria lovaniensis
Lineage: Eukaryota; Heterolobosea; Eutetramitea; Acrasida; Naegleriidae
Exons: 5
Coding region: 1-3171 (1056 amino acids)
Source: RefSeq, a predicted model, not a curated record
AUGACAUCAAAUUCCAUUGGUAGACUGUCGAGUUCAUCCUUGCCCACAAUCUCGCUGUGGCUGCUAUGGGUGUGGUUGUUGUCGACAACACUUCUAGGAUUCAACAAUUGGCCAAUCUCCUCUCCGGAUCCAACUUUCCUGCCACACCUUGUGGUUCAUUCACAACCACUUCCAAACACAAAUUGGUACAAUUCAACCGAUGUCUAUGUAUGGGGCAGUAAUGAAAAUUGGGCCACAGGAAAUACCUAUAUUCAAUCUUCCAACAUCCCUCUGAACAAUUCCAAAUUAUCAGCUGCUUUUUUCACAAACACUUAUGCAUGGAACCCAACGUAUGGACAAUCAGAAAUUUCAUCGGACUUGGUGACGAUUGCCAAUGGAAAAAGCUUUAAUUGGUUGCUUGUGAAAUAUUCCAAUGCUUCUUCUGGAAUUGUGUUGAAUACAACCAUCAUGGCAUGUGGAGAUAAUGGUAAUAACUUUAUUGGAUAUGGAAAUUCUGCUCCACCUGUAGCCAUUUCACCUGUGGUUCCCAUGGGUUUCUUUCGCUCAGAAGCACUACUUGCAACCACUCCAUUAUUUAACAAACAAAUCACUCAAAUUGCAUGUUGGUUCAAAUGUUUAAUUCUAACCAAUACCAAUGAAGUAUAUUAUUAUAAGGGUGGAAUCUUUACAAAAAUUGCACUCCCAUCGAGCAUGAUUCAUCCAGACACUCUUCAAAACAUUCCAGUCACGGUGGUACAAGUUACUCUUACAGGUGUUUUUCACUCUCAAGAAGAGACUUUAUUUGCCUUGACGUCUGAAGGUUUUGUGUUCUCAUGGGGAGGAAAUAACACUUGCAUUCGAGGACGAUCUCCAUCCAUUCAAGUCGACACGACUCCUGCAAUUAUUCCCUCCUUACGAAAUAUCAAGUACAUUUCAGUUGGACAUUAUGAUAUCGAUGAGAGCAGUGUUGCUGCAGCCAUCAACACGACAGGACAUGUCUUCACAUGGGGAAGUAAUUCACGUGGAGGACUUGGACUUGGAAUUUCUGAUACUUCACAUGCUCAAUGUGGAGAUGCUCAAUUAGUUUCAUUCGAUUAUGACAAUACGGGACCAUUUGUGAAAGUCAAUGUCGUGCAUGCUCAUGCCGUUGCUUGGAGUGAACGUGGACAAAUUUUCACAUGGGGACUGGAUGAUAAUUUUCAGACCGCUCGUGGACUUGGAACUCAAAUUUCUCCACUCAAUUCGACUCAAGAUUUUGUGGAUGCUGUUGGAGAAAGUACCAAUUUUAUUGUGAAAGAAUGUUAUGUGUCUAGACUAGCAACUGCUUGCUUGAUUGGUGAUUAUGUAUGGAGUUUUGGAGAUAUUCCAGACCGUGGUCAUAAUUCUCCAGGUGUCAUUGCUCAAGUUUCAACUCCAAAUUUAGUGAAAAGGUUGAAACUCUUCUAUCGGGGUGGAAUGGCCAUUCAAGUCGAUAAUCAAGUGUACACAUGGGGUGAAAAUUAUGAAGGCAAAAGCUGUUUGGAUGAUAUACUUUAUAUUCAAAAUGCACAAGCCAUGACACAAUCUUCACCCAUUCCCUAUCGACCUUUUUACCCGGAAGGUCAAAUGGAUCCACAACAACCAGAAUACUCUAAAAUCAUUGUGAAAAGUGGUCAACAAUGUAAUUUCGUUCUUGCCACAAAACCCUUCAACUCCUCCGAAAUCUACAACUUUGGUGUCUGUCCCAAUAAUUUACACAUUUUUGGACCGAAUCCUGUUCAGAAACCUUCGAACAAUCUUGCUUCCUUCCUUCGAGCAGUGGUGAAUGAAAAUCUUGUCGAUUUGAGUUACAUGACCCUUCAUGCCAUUGCUCUCACCCAAAAUGGAAAACCCAUUGGUUGGGGUUCCAAUGUCUAUCGACAACUUGGUUCAGGUUCAGUCGAUCCUCGACCUCCUUUCAAUUUGUUUGCCAACUAUGCCAGUGAUCCCAAUAUGAAUGCCACUCGAGUGGCUGUGGGUGAUAAAUUUUCACUCUUUCUCUUAUCGAAUGGAACUUUAUUAGGAUUGGGAACGAAUACGAAUGGUCAACUUGAAUCCUUGGCGAGUCCAGUGUUGACCUUAACAGCUCUUAAUACUUCUAUUGUGGAAUUAAAAAGUGGAAAUGCCAGUAGUGGAGGAAUGGAUAAAAUUGUCGACAUUUGUGCGUGUCGAGAAAGUACUCUCAUCAUUACAGCAUUGGGAAAGGUCUAUGGUACUGGAUCGAAUAGUGGUGGCUCACUGAGUUCCAAUUUCACUCUUCAACCCAAAUAUUUUGAAUUUAUUGAAGUGAGUGGAAGGGAUCCCAUUCUCUCGACCAAACAAGUUUGGAAAGCUGUAUGUUAUGAUUAUCCAAUUUUCUUGACACGAGAUGGAUUUGCCUAUGUCUUUCGUUCGGGAGUGGCCACUCUGUUUUCCAUUCCUAAUAAUGAACGGGUGGUGGAUGUUUCCGUAUAUGGAAAUGAAUUUAUUUGGGAUUAUGAUGCUCACUUUUUAACACAUAAGGGUAAUGUGUAUGGUCGAGGUCAAAAUCGAUACUUUCAACUUUCACCUCAAAUGGGACUCCUCUCAGUUCCCUCCACUCCUGUACUCACCAUUUCCAAAGACACACAAAUGAAUGAAAAAGGUGAAACUCUGUUACCGUAUGCCAUAGCGACUGGAUAUCGACAUGGAUUGGCUGUGAUGGCUCUCGAAUGGAAAUGUUUCAAUAUCAAUGCUACUCAUGAUUCUGUUUGUAGUGGCAUGGGUUUUUGUAUAGCUCCAGAUCAGUGUCGUUGUAAACAUACGGGAAUUACAGGAGCACAAUGUGAAACAUUUUCAUGUUUUGGAAUUUUACACAAUGAAACGAGUAUGGUUUGUAAUGGAGUUGGAAAUUGUACCUUUCCUGAUACGUGUCAAUGUAAGGAAGGUUAUACAGGAGCGAAUUGUUCCAUUGCCUUGCCCGUGUGUUAUGGAAAGGUUUCGACACGACCCGAUGUGUGCAAUGGACGUGGUUCGUGCAUUGCCAAUGACACAUGUGUUUGUACCUUUGGACAGGUUGGUGCAUUUUAUGGACCUCAAUGUGAAUUUAAAUCAUGUUAUCCAUUGGAUUUGAGUUAUGAACAGAAUUUGUUAGUGACUCGACGAUCUUCCACCAUGCGAGCAAAUUUAUGUAAAAAGAUUACACAAUUGUUGUGA